AUGUCUUGUGUCACCUCGCUCAGUCUAACUAUUCGCUCAAACCGCCAUAAAGCUAUGCCCAUCAACCAACACAUUCUCCAGAUCCCCGAACCCUACCAGCGUCGCCCCUGCCCAGCGCACAACCUACUUAAGGGUCGAGCCCUCGCCACUCAACUGUAUCAUUUGCAAUCACCCCGAGCUUAUACACGAUACAGACACGCCACCUGUUUCGACCAGACCAGGCAGACCAGCCACAACGACCCUGGCCUCUCCAUGGCCACUUAUCACCAACCGUGCGCACGACACCAGCGUUACCUCAGCCCACCGUCGAACACACAACCACCGCCAAAUCGUGCUGUUCUGGUCAAGCCUGCAGUGCGGACCCAACCGGCGUUGCCUCCGCCUAGCGUCGAGAACUCAACCGCAUCAAAAGCUUCUCCUGCCCGCUGUUUUCACUAUUUGCGCCUGACCGAAGACCAAUGCCACUUGUCCCUUCCAUCUUAA
Messenger RNA from Puccinia triticina, 483 nucleotides. RefSeq lists its product as uncharacterized. The transcript has 2 exons. The record is from RefSeq and is a predicted model, not a curated record. Lineage: Eukaryota; Fungi; Basidiomycota; Pucciniomycetes; Pucciniales; Pucciniaceae. The coding region runs from base 1 to 483 and encodes 160 amino acids.